GAAGAAUGAACUGAGGAAGAGCCGCUGUGUCUCACGUGGGAGAAGUCUGUUUGAGAGGACUGCACGUUUUUAUUUUAGCCCUGAAUGUGUUCCUAUUCCUUUACAGAACAUGACUGAGGCGUUCAGCAGUAGCAGUGAGGCCGUCCUGCAGCGCACUGUGGAUGUGACUGCCGCUGAAUCAGGCAGCCAAGCUGGAGAUCUAGAGGAGCUGUAUCAGAUCAGCGACACCUGCCGUUUCAUUCAGAGUAAAGAUUUCAAGAAGGUAGCUUUGCAGUUUCCAGAUGAACUUCUAGUAGAUGCUGUAGCAGUCUCUGCAGCGAUAGAGAAGGAAACCAAAGUAAAGACAUAUGUUUUAGGCGACACCUCCUAUGGCAGCUGUUGUGUGGAUGAAGUUGCUGCAGAGCACGUAGGGGCUGACUGCAUCGUGCACUACGGCCAAUCAUGUCUCAGUCCAUCCAGGAGGCUUCCCCUCAUGUAUGUGUUUGGGAAGAGACCUGUCGACGUUCAGAAAUGUGCUGACGCAUUCAGAGAGCUCUACCCUGACACUGAGAGUCAUGUGGUCGUAUUAUAUGACAUCACCUACUCACAUGCCUUAGAUGCCUUCAAGAAGCUCUUGAGUGCCUCGUAUCCCAACACUGUCUUCUCUGUUCUAAAAGCUGAUCAUUUUGGUGGUCAAGAACAAAUCCAUGGACUUGUUGCAGAUGAUGCUAAUUCAGACUGUAUGGACGACAGGGUCGUUCAUAAAUUCGGCAGACAGUUUUGUUUAGCAGAAGGCAAGAGCGUGGAGGACUACAGCAUGUUCUACAUUGGUCGUGAGGGUCUCACUCUUACUAACUUCAUGAUGACCUGGAACCGCUGUGCCUUCUGUUCGUUUGACCCUGAAACGUCCACAGGCCGAACUGAAUCGAUUAAUAUCAACAAGGCGCUGAUGAAACGCUACUAUGCCAUUGAGCGGGCGAAGGAUGCCAAUGUGGUGGGCAUUCUGGUGGGUACACUGGGUGUGGCCAACUACCUGACCAUCAUUGAACAGCUGAAAGAGUGUAUUAGCAAAGCUGGCAAGAAAAGCUACAUGUUUGCAAUGGGCAAGAUCAAUGUGGCCAAAUUGGCCAAUUUCUUGGAGAUCGAUGUGUAUGUGUUAGUUGCUUGUCCAGAGAACUCGCUGCUGGACUCAAGUGAGUUCUACAGGCCAGUGGUGACACCCUUUGAGAUGGAAGUGGCCUGCAAUAAGCACCGCGAGUGGAGCGGAGAAUACAUCACAGACUUCCGAGAUCUACUUCCUGGCGGGAGCAGUCAUGUGGACUUCCCAGAGCCAGAUGAGUCUGCUAAUGAAGAGGACACAACAGAUGUGUCACUGAUCACUGGUGCCCUGCGUACUUCCUGUUUACGUUCCUCCGCUGAGCCGACAGACGGCUCAUCAGCGUCUUCGUCACUUGUCAUCAGGAAUCAGACUCUGACUGUGGCCAACACAAAUACUGCAGCAUCGUUUCUUGCCGGCCGUAGCUGGCAGGGUUUGGAGCCUAAGCUGGGGGAAACUCCGGUGGUGAAAGCUGUGGAGGGAAGACGAGGUAUUGCUAUUGCUUAUGAAGAGGAGGGUACAGACAGUAGAGACUGCCUCACCUGACUUACAGCACAGUACACAGCAGUGUUUGUCUCUGGAGUACAGAAGGAAAUGAGAGAGCUCUCCACUGCAGCAUAUUAUGUCAUAUUGCAGUGCUUUGGAACUAGACAUAAAAUUUUAAUACAUGCCCUUUUUUGGGCAGUGCAGCUGUUGGACUUGUGUGGACUGUGUGUAUAUGUGUGUGUGUGUGUCUUGCUGCUGAAAGAUAAAGGUGCAGUAUUAUAAACUUAAGCACUAAUAUUUCAGUGGUAAUGUGAGUAAGGAAAAGCGAGGGACACAUAUAUAAACCAAAACAGAGUUUUUGGUGAGCAGGUGGGCAAGUACAUCAUAAAGUAAGAGUGUCAAAACACAAUAUGCAAUUCAUCAUGAUAAUGAUAAAUAACCUCUUAUUACUCAGCCCUGCUGAACCCAUAUGAUAUCUCUGAUCACCUUACACAAAGCUACAAUUACCUAUCUAUUGUCCACACAAUUAUCUAUAUAUAAUUUCAGCUAAGUCAAUCAAGAACCAAUCUAAAGGCUAAAUAAUCUGUACAGUCAUACGUGAAAGUUUAGGUACCUGGUCAA
Molecule: messenger RNA, 2182 nt
Organism: Colossoma macropomum (tambaqui)
Lineage: Eukaryota; Metazoa; Chordata; Actinopteri; Characiformes; Serrasalmidae
Gene: dph2
Product: diphthamide biosynthesis 2
Exons: 7
Coding region: 110-1621 (503 amino acids)
Biological process (GO): protein histidyl modification to diphthamide
Molecular function (GO): 2-(3-amino-3-carboxypropyl)histidine synthase activity
Source: RefSeq, a predicted model, not a curated record